Molecule: messenger RNA, 6280 nt
Organism: Piliocolobus tephrosceles (Ugandan red Colobus)
Lineage: Eukaryota; Metazoa; Chordata; Mammalia; Primates; Cercopithecidae
Gene: HAUS6
Product: HAUS augmin like complex subunit 6
Exons: 16
Coding region: 289-3072 (927 amino acids)
Biological process (GO): spindle assembly
Cellular component (GO): mitotic spindle microtubule; HAUS complex
Molecular function (GO): microtubule binding
Source: RefSeq, a predicted model, not a curated record
UCGGAAGACUGGCGGCGCAGGCGCAUACUGCUCUUCCUUAAGGGCGGGAGUCUCGGUUUGUGGUGGCUUUGCUGAGGGCAGUUGUGGCCGCCCUACCGUUAGAAGCUCAGUUUCCCGGAGGCUGUAAGUCCCUUUGAGGCGAAAUGGCUCCGGGCGAGAAAGGAGCAGGCUUUGGCAAUGGAAGGACCGCCGCGACCUCAGGUUGACCGUAGGGAGGGAUCUUGAGGGCCCUCCGAGUCCCCUGGGUUUGCGCUUUCUUUCUUCGCAGCCGCCGUGCCUACCGCGAGGAUGAGCUCGGCUUCGGUCACUGCUUUCGAGAAGGAGCAUCUCUGGAUGUAUCUGCAGGCGCUCGGCUUCGAGCCAGGCCCGGCAACCAUUGCCUGCGGAAAGAUCGUGUCGCACACGCACCUCGGAGUGAACAUGUUUGACAAGCUGAACCGUGAUGCCUUUCAUAUAGUUUCUUAUUUUUUGUUUCAAGUUCUGGACCAGUCUCUCACCAAAGAAGUUUUCAAAUUUUGUUGGCCCCCAUUUGACCAAAAAAGUGAUACUGAAUUCCGAAAACAUUGCUGUGAAUGGAUAAAAAGGAUUUCUGGUGAAUGUGGAAGUAGCUUUCCUCAAGUUGUUGGUUCACUAUUUCUUUCUCCUGGUGGUCCUAAGUUUAUUCAUCUGAUGUAUCAUUUUGCAAGAUUUGUUGCAAUGAAAUAUAUUAAAUCCAAUUCUAAAAAUUCUUCUCAUCAUUUUGUAGAGACAUUUAACAUAAAACCACAGGACUUGCACAAAUGCAUUGCCAGAUGCCAUUUCGCACGUAGCAGAUUUUUACGAAUUUUACAAAGAGAAGAUUGCGUUACCCAAAAAUAUCAGGAAAAUGCACAAUUAUCAGUUAAGCAGGUACGAAACCUGAGAUCUGAAUGUAUAGGACUGGAAAACCAAAUAAAGAAAAUGGAACCCUAUGAUGACCACAGUAAUAUAGAAGAAAAAAUUCAAAAGGUUCGGUCUUUGUGGGCUUCAGUGAAUGAAACACUCAUGUUUUUGGAAAAAGAGAGAGAAGUUGUUAGUUCGGUCCUUAGUUUUGUUAACCAAUAUGCUUUAGAUGGAACUGAUGUUGCUAUUAAUAUUCCAAGGCUCUUACUUGACAAGAUUGAGAAACAAAUGUUUCAGUUGCAUAUAGGAAAUGUUUAUGAGGCUGGAAAACUGAACCUCGUGACAGUUGUUCAGUUAUUAAAUGAAGUCUUGAAAGUGAUGAAGUAUGAACGGUGUCAGGCUGAUGAGGCAAGAUUGACGGUAGACCUUCACUACCUUGAAAAAGAGACCAAAUUUCAGAAGGAAAGAUUAUCAGAUCUGAAGCAUAUGAGGUAUAGAAUAAAAAAUGAUCUCACAACUAUAAGACAAUCUGUUGUUGUAAAGCAAGGAGAAUGGCAUAAAAAGUGGAAAGAAUUUCUUGGUUUGUCUCCUUUCAGUCUAAUUAAAGGUUGGACUCCAUCUGUAGAUCUUUUACCACCAAUGUCUCCCCUUUCGUUUGAUCCUGCCUCAGAAGAAGUAUAUGCAAAGAGUAUUCUUUGUCAGUAUCCUGCUUCACUUCCAGAUACACAUAAGCAACAUAACCAAGAAAAUGGUUGCAGAGGAGACAAUAAUACUUUGGGAGCUCUACAUGAUCUAGCCAACAGCCCUGCCUCUUUCUUGUUGCAGUCAGUUUCAUCAUCAGAUAGAAACAGUGUUACACUACUUGAAAAGGACACAAAGAUGAGAACUCCCAAAGAAAAAAACGAAGCAAUUUCUAAGAAAAUACCAGAAUUUGAAGUGGAAAAUUCUCCAUUAUUAGAUGUUGCAACGAAUACAGAGAGUAGUGCAUUUGGAGGGUCUCUGCCAGCUAAAAAAAUUGAUCCAUUUCAAAAAGAGCAAGAUCAUCUGGUAGAAGAGGUGAGAAAGACUAUAAUGAGUAUACUUAAAUAUCAGUUAUUGGAUGGGCACAUAACUGAAAUUAGGAGCUCAUGGAGAAAAGCUAUUGAAAUGGAAGAAAACAGAACUGUAGAACCAACUCAAAUGGAUGCUGAACAUAGAGAAGUAUUGCCAGAAUCAUUACCUGUGUUGCACAGUCAAAGAGAAUUUAGCAUGGACGAUUUUCUCUUAGAAACCACUGUGUCAGAUUUUGGCCAGUCUCAUUCGACUGAAGAGAAAGUUGUUUCAGAUUGCAAGUGUAUGCCUCAGAAACCUGUGCUGACCAGUCACAUAGAUGAACCACCAACACAAAAUCAAUCAGAUUUGUUAAAUAAGAAAGUAAUUUACAAGCAAGAUUUGGAAUGUUUAGCCUCCACCAAGCUUUCAGAAACUAGCCAAAUGGAGACAUUCUCCCCUGCUGUUGGCAAUAGGAUAGAUGUGAUGGGAGGCAGUGAAGAGGAGUUUAUGAAAAUACUGGACCACUUAGAAGUUUCUUGUAACAAACCUUCCACAAAUAAAACUAUGUUGUGGAACUCUUUUCAGAUACCAAGUGGAAUUAGUUCUAAGAGUUUUAAAGAUAAUGAUUUUGGCAUAUUACACGAAACUCUUCCGGAAGAAGUUGGUCACCUAAGUUUUAAUAGUUCCAGUAGUUCAGAGGCCAAUUUUAAACUGGAGCCAAAUAGUCCUAUGCAUGGUGGCAUUCUUCUAGAAGAUGUUGUGGGAGGGAGACAGACUACUCCAGAAUCAGACUUCAAUUUACAGGCUCUUCGCAGUAGAUACGAGGCUCUGAAGAAAUCUCUUUCCAAGAAAAGGGAAGAAUCUUACCUCUCGAAUUCCCAAACACCCGAAAGACACAAACCAGAGUUGAGCCCUACUCCCCAAAAUGUACAAACAGAUGAUGUGCUUAACUUUUUGGACACCCGUGAUUUGCAUACUGACCAUAGAAAGACAUCUUUACCCAUGUCCAUCGGUGAAAGAAAACGGUCUCUUUCACCACUAAUUAAGUUUUCUCCAGUGGAACAAAGAUUGAGGACCACAAUAUCAAGUAGUCUUGGAGAACUACCUAAUUUAAAAGAAGAAGACAUUUUGAAUAAGAGCCUUGAUGCAAAAGAACCACCGUCUGACUUGACAAGAUGAAGACAUACCUAUUUAAUAUAACUAUGAUGCACUUAAAUUGAAGCUAUGCCAGAGGAUAGAAACUGAAUUAUAACUUAAAUACAUGUUGGAAGUGUAACACUGUUUUUCAGAGUUUUACAAAAAUUCCAAAUGCCUUUUAGCCUUCUUUAGUAUUUUUAGGUAAGGAAAGUAUGUUUGGAUUUUUUCUCUUUGUAGGUAUAUGAGAUUGAAAUGUGAAGUAUUUGGAAAACAAACGUCAAGCAAUGGGAAGCCAUUUUGAUUUCUUGAGUAAUCUUGUAAGCAUUAAGUGAAUGACAAAGUAGUAGUGUAACUAAUUUCUUAUGUUAUAACUUCAGUCAAUUAAUAUAAGGAUGAGUAGUUUUUGUUGUCUGUUCACUAAGUGGUUAAUAUAAUAGCCAUUGAAUAUACUAAUCUUUCAUCUUAGAGAACUAUACAACUUUUAUUGUUUCUUAUGGAACAUUCUGGCUAACCAGAAAAAGUGAGAAAAGUAGUACCUUGGGAUGUGUAGUCAAGAUGACAAAUUUUAAGACUGGAAAAGCUCUAAACAGGCUUAGUGAUUAUUCAAGUAGAAUGAUCCUGAGAAGUGAUGUUUGGUGGAAUAAAGUGCAUGUGAUGAUUAAGUGAAGACUGGGGCAGAAUGAUUUUAAAAAAGGAAAAAGAUGGAAGAAGAUGAGUAGACACUUGUAAGGAACACUGUCAAACUAUAAAUCCAUUCAGUGGGUUGUAUAACAUUUAUAUUUAGUCUAAUUUAGACUUUGAUAAUUUAACUUAAUCCUACUUUUAUAUUUUAACAAAAAUAUAAAUUAAAAUUUUCAUUAGUCUGUUUUGUUGUUGAGUUAUUUUGUACUCUCUGUUGAGAGAAAGGAAUAAGGAAUAACCAUCAAAAUUCCUCAGUCCCUACAGAAUAGCCCCACAAUACCUUGAGAAAACUGAACUUGGAGUUAAAUAACUUGUCACACUUGUAGUCUCCUGCCUCACUCCUUCAGGUGCCCUGCCUAGAAAAAGACUUGGGUCUAGCAUCCAAGUGAACACAUACUAUUGCCCUCUGUGAACCAGGAGGAAUGGAACAGGCACUGGAAGGGUGAUGUACCUACAAUACCCUUUGUAGUCCGCAUCUCACAACCAUCAAAAUCUUGUCCACUAGCCCCCAAAAAACUGGCAAGGAAAGAAGGUGGAGGGGAAAUUUAUGGAAGUAGAUGGCUUAAUAGUUCAUCUCUCUUCAUUUAUCUUGGACUGUCUUUCUCUAAGUUGUUUAUCCUGUCCCAGUGUGAAGACUCAUCUUUUUGUGAGAAAAGACAAAAGGAAGCACAUGUAACUACCUUCUUUGCAAUGGAAAAGGAGAAGAAAAAUAUCUUCUAAGUUGCUGUUUUCUUUUAUUAGUUAAUAAAACAAAUCAGGGACUAUGCAGGUCUAUGGGGAAACCUUUAGUCUGCUUUAAGAAAACUCAGUAUCUGAAAAUCUUAACUUAGCAUGUAACGCUAUCAUAUCAGCAUCUGCAGAAGUGCCAAUGCCAUUGCUAGACACUUAAUGUGUAUUAUUUCAUUUAAUUAUAUUUUAAAUGUGCUUCCUUAGUAAUUCUUAAGCUCAAGAAAGAGUUUGAGAACUGCUGCUAGGAAAUAGAGAUUCACAUUUAACCCUGUGGUACUUUUAAGAAGCAGGUAUGUUGUUACAUAUAUACUUCGGUAGAAAUUGUUAACUAUUGAUAGGGAAGCUCAAGUUCGCCACUCAAGUCUGAGAAACCCUUAAUUACUGAGAAUCAAAUGAGCAGAAUGUCUGUAGACAUUUUGGAUUUGUAAAAAUCACGUUGUUGAGUUAUACCUGUGAUAGGCUGAAAGUUUUUGGCAUUCUUUCCUGUUCUUCAUAUGCCAGUACCAUAAACAAAAAAUAUCUCAGAUCUGUCACUUUCUUCCCCUAAACCAAAGUGAUUGCAGCUUUUUGCCUGCAGCCUUUUUCCUAUCCAAUAUCUCCUGCAGAGUUACCUUUUGAUCUUAAGAACUGUGUUGAUUGGGUCACUUCCUUGCCUAAAAUUCCACUAAUGGUUCAUUGUUAAUUCUAAAACAGAGUUCAAAUUUAAAGGCAUGUAAGUUCCCCUAUAGCAGAUUUCUUCUAUACCCCCUUCUGCUGUAAUCUCCCAUUUUUUUUACUGAAAUGCUUCAGUGAGCAUGGGUCUUUAGAGGUCUUGGUUUACAGUUUUUCUGAAGCAGGAAUACCUUGCCUUCCUCUACUGGUUUACCACAAUUACAGCUCUCUUUUAAGCCUCAGAAAAAAUGUCACUUCCACCUUGAAGUCUUAAUCCACGCUUUUUAUAUCCAUGUGCCUAUUCCUUCUCUGAAAUCUCCUGUGGUUUAUCUUAACUUUUUAUUCAUUUUAUGUCCCACUAAUUGAUUUUAUUAUAGAUUUUUUAUGGUUGCAUGUGGUCUCUCUAGUUAUAGCAAUAUAUACACACAUACAUAAAUACACACCUAUGUAAAUGUGUGUCGGGAGUAUGUAUUCACACAUAGAUACCCCAAGGCCAUGUGUCAUCUUUAUCAAUUAUUUAAGUUUUGGAAUUGUUUAGUUUGCCUCCUAUAUCAUGGAAUAAAUGGUAAAGAGAGCUAAUUCAUUACUGUAAGUGGAUUUCUCAUUACAUUCAUAUCAGACAUUAUAUAGAAUGUACUGUUUUGUUCACUGUAAGAUACAAAGGUGUAUAAACUGACUUCUACAUCAGCUUGAAACCUGAGAUAAUGUUAAAAUGUUCUAGUUAUUUUAAAUGUUUAAAGAGAACCACCAUAUAAUGUUGCUAAACAUGAAAAAUGUCAUCAAGUGGAAUAAAGAAUAGUUGAAGUUAACAUUUGGGGGAAAUUGAACUGAAAACAAAAAUACGAGUAUUUUGAAACCUUUUCUUUACCAUGAGUCUCUUGACUAUGAAGUCAAAUUUAUCUAAAGGAAAAACAGGAAUUCUGGAGACCUGUGUAAAAGCAGACUAUUAUCUUCCUACUGUGAGCGUACUAAAAUUAAAAUAUGUUUAAUGACAUUUUCCUCAAUGUAGAAGUAUUGAAGUAAAUGUUGCUUUUAUGUUGCAGAUACAUAGUUGCUCUAGAGAUCACCUUUUUCUUUAGGCACUGUGAAUAGCCAGUCUGCAUCCUAAGUUGAAAAUAUUUGAGAAUCCUCUAUGGGAGUCUUUGUAAAUAUUUUAAAUACUGUUGUUUUCAAUAAAUAUUUUAUACUA